Molecule: messenger RNA, 2976 nt
Organism: Paramecium octaurelia
Lineage: Eukaryota; Ciliophora; Oligohymenophorea; Peniculida; Parameciidae
Source: the annotation of a GenBank genome assembly
AUGAAUAGAUUAGAAGAAGCUUUGAGCAACUCUGAUUUAGCAAUUUAGAUAAAUCCAAAUGAGUCAAUGUAUUUUUUCAAUAAAGGUAUAAUUAAAAAAGUAUUGUUUUAAGCUAAUACAUUAAAUACAAUGAAUAGAAUAGAAGAAGCUUUAGAAAAUUACUAAUUUGCUAUUCUGAAAAACCCAUAAAAUGGGAGGUAUUAUCAGAACAAAGGUAUAAUUACAUAAAUCUAAAUUCAAAGCUCUUACUUUAGCUAAAGUGAACAGAUUAGAAGAAGCUUUGCAAUAUUCGAAUUUAGCAAUUGAAAAAAACCCAGAAGAUUCUGACUAAUACAAUUGCAAAGGUAUUGUUAAUUGCCUAAUUUUUUAGCUUAUAUUUUAGAGAAAAUGGAUAGAUUAGAAGAAGUUUUGGAAACUUAUGAUUCAGCAAUAUAGAAAAGGCCUGAAAAUUCUUAUUAUUACUACAAUAAAGGUAUAAUUAAUUAUAGAUAAUUACUUAGCCAUCAUUUUAGAUAAAAUGAAUAGAUUUGAAGAAGCUUUGAAACUUUAUGAUUCUGCAAUUUAGAAAAACCCAGAAAAUUCUGACUAUUACAACAACAAAGGUAUAAUUAAACAAGUAUAAUACCUAGCAAAUACUUUAGAAAUAAUGAACAGAUUUGAAGAAGCAUUGGAAAAUUAUGAUCUAGCAAUUACGUAAAACCCAGAAAAUUCUAUAUACUACAACAACAAAGGUGACAUCUGUCUAAUUUCUUAGCUUAUAUUUUAAAUAAAAUAAAUAAGUCAGAGCAAGCUUUAUAAAAUUAUGAUUCAGCAAUUUAAAACUAACCAGAAAAUCCUACGUAUUACUUCCAUAAAGGUAAAAAUUCAAUUUCCUUAGCUAAUGUUUUAAUUAAAUUGAAUAGAUUUGAAGAAGCUUUGUAAAACUAUAAUCUCGCAAUUUAGAAAAGUUCAGGAAAUUCUUAGUAUUACGACUGCAAAGGUAAAUAUUUAAUAUUACUUAGCUUGUACGUUAUAUAAAAUGAAUAGAUUAGAAGAGGCUUUGGAAAAUUUUGAUUCAGCAAUUUCAAAAAACCCAGAAAAUUCAAUCUAUUACUCGAACAAAGGUGUAAUAAUUAUAUCUAAUUCUUAGCAUGUGCUUUAGAAAUAGCAAACAGAUUAAAAGAAGCAUUAGAAAAUUGGGAUUUAGCAAUUUAGAAAAACCCAGACAUUUCUGACUAUUACAACAACAAAGGUAUAAUUCAAUAUGUAUGAUAUCUUAGCAAAGACCUUAACUAAAAUGAAUAGGUUUGAAGAAGCUCUGGAAAAUCUUGAUUAAGCAAUUAAGAUAGACCCAGAAAAUUCUGACUAUUACUUCAGCAAAGGUGUAAUUUAUUCAUAAUUACCUUAGCUAACACUUUACAUUAAAUGAAUAGAAUGGAAGAAGCCUUGGCAAAUUAUAAUACAGCAAUUUAGAAAAACCCAAAUAAUUCGAUGUUUUAUAUUAACAAAGGUAAUAUUAAAUAUAUCUAAUUUCUGAGCUUAUUCUCUAUUUUGCUUAUUUAGAUAGGACUCUUUUAAAGAAAAGAAUAGAUUAUUAGAGGCUUUAGAGAAUUUAGAUUUUGCUAUUUAGAUAGAUCCAGAAUUUUCUGAAAGUUACAACUAAAAAGGUUUAAUUUCUUAUGCACAACUAUUUAGCAAUUGUUUUAAAUAAAAUGAAUAGAUUAGAAGAGGCUUUAGAAAAUUUUGAUUCAGCAAUUUCAAAAAACCCAGAAAAUUCAGACUCUUUCAACAAUAAAGGUGUAUAUUUACGAUCAAUUCAUUCUUAGCCUAUUGUUUACUUUGUAUGAACAGAUUGGAAGAGGCUUUGGAAAAUUAUGAUUUAGCAAUUUUGAUUAAAUCAAAUAAUUCUGACUUUUAUAACAAUAAGGGUAAUAUUUACUAUCAUAAUAAUUAGGAAUUGUUUUAGAUAGAAUGAAAAGGUUUGAAUAAGCUAUAAUAAAUUAUGAUUCAGCAAUUGAGAAAAACCCAAAAGAAGCAUUGUAUUAUAUAAACAAAGGUAUAAAUACAUUAAUCUAAAUUAUUAGCUUCUACUUUAGAUAAAAUGAACAGAUUAGAUGAAGCUUUGGAAAAUUAUGAUUUAGCAAUUCAAAACAACCCAGAAAAUCCAGAUUAUCACAAUCGCAAAGGUAGAAUUUAUUAUCUAAUUUUUAGCUUGCAUUUUAUAUAAAAAGAAUAGAUUAGAAGAAGCUUUGGAAUUUUAUGAUUCAUCAAUUUCAAAAAACCCAGAAAAUUCUGACUAUUACAGCAAUAAAGGCAUAAUUAUAUAUAAUAUCCUAGCAAAUACUUUAUCUAAAAUGAAUAGAUUAGAUGAAGCUUUGGAAAAUUAUUAUUUGGCAAUUUAGAAAAACCCUGGAAAUUCUGAUUAUUACUACCACAAAGGUGUAAUUUAUGAUGCAUAAUAACUUAGCAAUAGUUUUAGAUAAAAUGAAUAGAUUGCAAGAGGCUUUGGAAUUUUAUGAUUCUGCGAUUUAGAAAAACCCAGAACAUUCUGACUAUUACAACAAUAAAGGCAUAGUUAUAUAUAAUAUAUAAGCAAAUACUUUAACUAAAUUGAAUAGAUUAGAUGAGGCUUUGGAAAAUUAUCAUUUAGCAAUUUAGAAAAACCCAGAAAAUUCUCUCUAUUACAACAACAAAGGUAUAAUUAAAUAUUUAAAAUAUCUUAGCAAUUGCUUUAGAGAUGAUGAACAGAUUAGAAGAAGCCUUGCAAAAUUAUGAAUUAGCAAUUAAGAAAAACCCAAAUAGUUCUGAUUAUUACAACAACAAAGGUUUAUUAUUAGUAAUAUCUUAGCAAUCACUUUAAAUAAUAUGAAUAGAUUAAAAGAGGCAAUAAUAAAUUAUCAUUUGGCAAUUGAGAAAAACCCAGAAAAUUCUGACUAUUACAACAAUAUAGGCAUAAUUAUAUAAAGAUCUUAGCAAAUACUUUAACUAAAAUGAAUA